AUAUAUAUAUAUAAGAAUUAACUCUUUACCACACAACAAAGAAAGACAUAAAACGAAAACAUAAGAAUGGUGAAGCUCCUCUUCUUGUUGGUGGCGAUAUCAUUCGUUCUUCUCUUUAGCCUCACCGAUUUUUCAGGCGAGAGUCCAAAACAUGGAGAGUCUAUGAUGUCUGUCCAUUUGCCUGAUUUCCGUCUUAUCCCGACCACUGGAGCUUCCGGACCGGAGAGUUUUGUUUUCGAUAUCUCCGGCGAUGGUCCUUACACCGGUUUAUCUGACGGUCGAAUUGUUAAGUGGCUAGCUAAUGACAGCCGUUGGAUCGAUUUCGCCGUCACCACCUCAACAAGAGAAGGUUGCGAGGGACCGCACGAGCACCAACGAACUGAGCACGUGUGCGGACGACCUUUGGGCCUUGCCUUUGACAAAUCGACUGGUGACCUCUAUAUCGCUGAUGCUUAUAUGGGCCUUCUAAAAGUUGGCCCAGAAGGAGGUCUAGCCACACGCGAGCUGGAUGAGCCUCUCCGAUUUACCAACAGUUUGGAUAUCGAUCCACGUACCGGAGUUGUCUACUUUACCGACAGUAGUUCGGUUUAUCAACGGAGGAAUUAUAUAGGGGCGAUGAUGAGUGGAGACAAAACCGGUAGACUAAUGAAGUACGACCCAAAUACGAAACAAGUGACCACUCUCUUAAGCAACCUAGCGUUUGCCAACGGCGUCGUUCUAAGCCAAAACGGUGAUUACAUUCUCGUCGUCGAGACAGCCACAUGUCGGAUCCUACGUUACUGGCUCAACGACACGUCUUCCACGACGACUCCUGAAUCGCGCGGUAACUACGAGUUUUUCGCGGAGAGGCUCCCUGGGUUUCCCGACAACAUUAAGAGGAGUCCACGUGGCGGAUACUGGGUAGGUUUGAACACAAAACACUCGAAGCUGACAAAGUUCGCCAUGUCGAACGCGUGGUUAGGACGCGCCGCUUUGGGCCUGCCUGUGGACUGGAUGAAGGUCCAUUCAUACUGGGUCAAGUACAAAGGGAACGGCAUGGCCGUGAGGUUGAGCGAGGGUAGUGGCGUAAUUUCAGAAGUUUUCGAGGGUAAAAAUGGGAAUAAGUGGAUGUCUAUCAGUGAGGUGGAGGAAAAAGAUGCAACUCUUUGGGUUGGAUCGGUAAAUACUCCUUUCGCUGGCAUGUAUAAAAUUUGACUAGCAUCAUAAUAAUAAUUCAUACAUAGUCACAAGUUAUGCCCUUUAAUUUAA
Capsella rubella is the source of this 1248-nucleotide messenger RNA. RefSeq names its product protein STRICTOSIDINE SYNTHASE-LIKE 2. Lineage: Eukaryota; Viridiplantae; Streptophyta; Magnoliopsida; Brassicales; Brassicaceae. Gene Ontology annotation, molecular function: strictosidine synthase activity. The record is from RefSeq and is a predicted model, not a curated record. The transcript is spliced from 3 exons. Gene Ontology annotation, biological process: biosynthetic process. The coding region runs from base 67 to 1194 and encodes 375 amino acids.